Penicillium verhagenii is the source of this 2535-nucleotide messenger RNA. RefSeq names its product Zn(II)2Cys6 transcription factor. Lineage: Eukaryota; Fungi; Ascomycota; Eurotiomycetes; Eurotiales; Aspergillaceae. The record is from RefSeq and is a predicted model, not a curated record. Gene Ontology annotation, biological process: regulation of DNA-templated transcription; DNA-templated transcription. Gene Ontology annotation, molecular function: DNA binding; zinc ion binding; DNA-binding transcription factor activity, RNA polymerase II-specific. The transcript is spliced from 3 exons. Bases 1 to 2535 code for a protein of 844 amino acids.
AUGACUCCCUCAAAUGACAAUUCAAUUCGCGAUGAAGCUAUUCCGACUAGCACGGCACCCUGGCCAAAUACGAACCCGAGCCCUCGAUCAUCCAUUGCCCCACAAGACGUUAUCUAUGUGGGAAACCCGCCGUUUACGCCACAUACGUUAAUUCAGAACGCCUUUCCCACUUUCGGCCCUACCCCGUCAGCCUCCAGCACAGACCCAAAUCAGACCCCUGAUUUGAUACCGCUCGAAAAGGUCGCGAUCCCUCGUAUAGCUAGCGCCAACAAUGCACAGGCACGUCGACGCUCGGUGCGGGCAUGCGAAUCAUGUCGGCAACGAAAAACAAAAUGCGAUGGUAAACGACCCAGCUGUGGUCAAUGUAUAUACCACAACAAUCAGUGUGUCUACGAAGAAGUGAAGCGAGUGCGUGACGAGAAUAAGAUCAAGUCCCUCACGAAUCGUGUGGAAAAGUAUGAAAAGACCUUGCGCAGCGUUCAAGGAGAGGUCGACGCUCCCACCGCACGCAAAAUCAGGAAAGUUCUCAAGUGCAAAGACGGAAGUUUCUCGAAACAGCCCCAAAAAGACGAGGACUCCGACUCCGACUCGUCGGUGGGGUCUUUGGAAUCCGUCGAUGUAGUCGGCGAAGAUUUGAAUCGCAAUGAGCAAAGCCGCGCUGCCGGUUAUUUUGGAAAGAGUUCGGAAGUUUCUUGGAUGCAGAAGCUGGAAGAUAGUGUUGGAAGCACCAGUCGUGAAAUGUCUGACUCUCCUCUCAUGGGCCAUGUGGAAGGCCAGAACGGAGAUUCUGCGUCUCAGAAUGAUAAGAUUGCAAAGGAUAUCCCCAUUGCGAUGAUGAAUUAUCAUAUGGAUGAUUUGGACAUCCCAAUGGUGGAUAAUCAGUCGGACCCGUUCGUCAUGCCGCCGAGAGAUCUAGCCGACGAGUAUUUCAAUGCUUAUAUGUUAUUCGUCAAUCCUUUUUUCAAUGCCAUUCGUCAAUCUACCUUUACACAGCAAUAUCUGCAGUUCUUCAGUCGACCGCCUGGUCCGCCACGCAAUUCUGACCCCCCAAGGAAAUGGCUAGCGGUGCUGAAUAUGAUUUUUGCUAUUGGAUGUCGACAUUGCCGAUUAAUUAAUCACACCAACAGCGGUAUUUAUGAUGAUCAUAUUGUGUUUUUGACGCGAGCUAGACAGCUGAGUCUACACGAGAAUGUUCUUUUCGAGCAUACCGCACUUCAACAGAUACAGUUAGAGCUUUUGGUUGCUGUCUAUUUGCUUUGCACGGGUCAGAUAAAUAGGGCAUCCAAAUUCGGCAGCAUGGCGCUACACUCAGCGAUCUCUCUUGGUAUCAACCUACGUCUCCUAGAUGACAGAACAAAUCAUGCAUCAAAAGAAGCCCGUUCCCGCCUGUGGUGGUCUAUCUAUUCAUUAGAACACCUUCUCACCUCAAUGCACGGUCGAGUCUCCGGUGUCGGAGAGAGUCUCUGCUCAGUUCAGCUCCCCACCCCGGUGGAAGAAGAAGAAUUUGACGAGCCAGAGAUUCGACGCUUAUUCCAAAACGAACGAGCCAACAACAUCGAGUUCACCGCCACACUUUUCGAAAAACUCAACCAACCCUCCUCAACCCCCGCUUGGACAUUCACAGUCCCAACCAGUCCAUCCCUAUUCUUCCACUAUUUGGUAGACCUCUUCCUGAUCUCUCAAUCCGUUCUGAACAAAGUGUACAGCAUUGAAGGGAUCCGCGAAGGCUCAAGUCAAACGGAAUACCGUCUCCAAAAAUACGCUACACGAAUGGACCGCUGGCUCGCAAAGGUACACCCGAGUUACCAAUUCACUCAACCAGAGGCAGGUCCAUGGCGUGUGAAUCACGCCAAACUGGACGAUGAAUCCCUACCUCAUACCCGUGAACGAGUCUGUCUGGCACUGAACUAUUACUCCGCCAGAAUAACACUCUGUAGACCCUGUCUCAGUCUACAUCAACGUGCCACGAUCCCAGCAGAAAAGAUGCCCCGCGCGAAACUGCGCGCUGAAAUGGCCACGAAUUGUCUACAGGCAUCUUGUUCGCUCAUCUCCACCUUCCCUGAGCAAAUCGACAUCGCUUGGCUUGCGCGUGUCACCCCUUGGUGGAGUGUUCUUCAUUUCCUAAUGCAAUCUACGACUGCUCUACUUUUGGCUUUGGUAUACUGCUCCCCCGAAAAAUCGGAACAGGGGGCCCAACAGCAAGCGGAAUACCCGGCUAGCCUAUCUGGUGCACCGUAUCCGUCGCUAUUAGAAUCGGAUUUGAAAACCGCACUGGCAAUGUCCAGAAAGGCUCUUUCGUGGAUACAUGCGAUGGCCUCUGUGGAUAUGGCAGCCUACCGGGCAUUCAAAUUGUGUGAUAGUGUUGUGAGGAGAAUUGCGCCUACGCUGGAUGUUGAUUUGGAAGAUUGGCCCCUUGCGGAGACCCUGGCCGGGGGUGAGGUUGAGAACGGAGAAGCAUUUCAGAUUGAUUCGAGGAUGGAAGGAUUGGAAGAUUUGAUGAAUUUUGAGGCUGCGGCUACUUUAAUUGAUAAUUAA